This is a messenger RNA of Benincasa hispida (wax gourd), 1863 nucleotides long. The record is from RefSeq and is a predicted model, not a curated record. Lineage: Eukaryota; Viridiplantae; Streptophyta; Magnoliopsida; Cucurbitales; Cucurbitaceae.
AAAAUAAAUAAAUAAUCUUUGAAUGAAGAGUGGCAAUGAGUGUUCAGUUUGAAAGACAGACAUGAAAAGUACAGAGAUGACAAUCGUCCGAAGAAGACGAAGACUUCAAAACUUGGAACCAGUUCACUGUUCAAUCUUUUCGCUGUCGGUUAAAUAUGGCUUCAUCACAAAUCUCCAUCGAAUUUCAUUCCACGCCAUAGCAUUUCUGCACUCAAAAACUUACAAAAUUUGUUCCUGCUCUGUUCCUGUUGUGUCGGGGUAGCCGAUCGACGACAACCGAAGCUUCUCUUUUGGUUUCUUCCACUGCAAGCUAACUCUUCGCCAAAAUUUUGCUCCCUUGAGUUGCCUUCAAGUCACUUCAACCUCUUUUGGUUCGCUGUUAUCUGCUAUUUAUGGUUUCAAGUUGGUAAAAGAAUGUGGGAGAGUUUUGCUUACAAGAGCGUGAAGAUUGUAAUCUUCACAAAUAAACUCAACUUCCUUAUGCCUUUUGGGCCUCUAGCAAUUCUUGUGGAUAAGUUGGCUGGACACAAUAGUUGGGUCUUCUUCCUGAGUCUAUUGGGUAUCAUACCGUUGGCUGAGCGGUUAGGUUAUGCCACAGAGCAGCUAGCUUUUUACACUGGACAUACAGUGGGUGGUCUUCUAAAUGCUACUUUUGGAAAUGCAACAGAACUGAUUAUAUCAAUUUUUGCACUGAGAAGUCAAAUGAUACGUGUUGUUCAGCUAUCAUUGCUAGGCUCAAUUCUGUCGAACAUGUUGCUGGUACUUGGUUGUGCAUUCUUCUGUGGUGGGAUUGUUUUCUAUAAAAAGGAACAGACCUUUAACAAGGCAACUGCUGUUGUCAACUCAGGAUUGUUGUUAAUGGCUGUCAUGGGCCUGCUUUUUCCUGCUCUUCUCCACUAUACCCACAGUGAAGCCCAUUUUGGGAAGUCGGAAUUGGCACUCUCGAGAUUCAGCAGUUGCAUUAUGCUUCUGGCUUAUGCUGCUUAUCUUUUCUUCCAAUUGAAAAGUCACACGAAUCUUUAUUCUUCCGUUUGUGAGGAAGAAACUCAGAGUGAAGAAAGCUCAAGUGAAGAUGAAGCUCCUGAGAUCUCCAAGUGGGAAUCAAUUAUCUGGCUAUCAAUUUUGACUGCAUGGAUCUCUGUUCUAUCAAAAUAUUUGGUCGAUGCAAUCGAAAUUGCAUCUGAAUCAUUGAAAAUCCCAGUGUCGUUUAUCAGUGUUAUACUGCUUCCGAUUGUGGGGAAUGCUGCUGAACAUGCGAGCGCUAUUAUGUUUGCUAUGAAAGAUAAGCUUGAUAUUUCUCUGGGUGUAGCUAUUGGAUCAUCAACCCAGAUAUCUAUGUUUGGGAUUCCUUUCUGUGUGGCAACUGGGUGGAUUAUGGGACAACCAAUGGACUUGAACUUUCAACUCUUCGAGACGGCAACACUCUUUAUAACUGUAAUAGUCGUAGCUUUCUUGCUUCAGGAAGGAACUUCAAAUUACUUCAAAGGACUGAUGCUUAUCCUUUGUUAUCUGAUAGUUGCAGCUAGUUUUUUCGUGCAUGUCGAUCCUCCUUUAUCCAGUUAAGAAUGAAUUGGCGAAUUUGAAAGCGUAGCGGAAGCAGAAGGGCUUUCUCCAUGAAAACAACUUAGCUCAAAGAUUGACCAUACAUGACUAAAAGGGACGGAAGAUUUACUUGAAGAAAAUGCUUUGAAGUUUUGUUACAAUGCUAGAGGUACUGUAAGUACCCAAGCAGCGCUGCUCUAACUUGGGCUUCUUAUUUUUAGGAGGAAACUUAAGUCUGUGUAAUUUGAUUGUAAAUAUUGGUCAUUUCCAGAUCCUAGAUCUACAGCUUUUGUGAAUAAGAAUGUGUCUUUUUUAUUACAA